This is a messenger RNA of Misgurnus anguillicaudatus (oriental weatherfish), 2266 nucleotides long. RefSeq names its product SRY-box transcription factor 19a (gene sox19a). NCBI's taxonomy places the organism in Eukaryota, Metazoa, Chordata, Actinopteri, Cypriniformes, Cobitidae. Gene Ontology annotation, cellular component: nucleus. Gene Ontology annotation, biological process: positive regulation of transcription by RNA polymerase II; negative regulation of transcription by RNA polymerase II; brain development. The record is from RefSeq and is a predicted model, not a curated record. Gene Ontology annotation, molecular function: RNA polymerase II cis-regulatory region sequence-specific DNA binding; DNA-binding transcription activator activity, RNA polymerase II-specific.
AGCUGUAGGCGGACAGUGAUGAAAUUCUAUUAUCACUCAAGCACUGAAAGAGUCGCAGGCAAGACGCAAGAGUUUGAGCUCGGACCUGUUUUCAUUUCAAGACAAACUCACUUCAUUUCACAACGUGUUGAUUGUCUUUGGGUAUUUAUAGGCAGCUUUUGUCAUAGUUUUAGUCAGUCUCCUCUAGUUUUUUUGGACUUAUGUGUCCAUAAACAACCGCGUAAAAGUAAUCAUUUAAGUUCGGCGCGCACUGAAAGUCAGUGGAUUUCAUUUCAAGUCACUCGUUAGUUUACGGUGAUACGUCAGUAUCACCUCUAAUCUCUUUGGUCAGCUAUGUACAGCAUGCUGGAACAUGACAUGAAGUCGUCCGUGCCACAGACGCACCAAAGCGGGCAGGGAAUGACCCAGCUGAACGGUGGAGUAAAUCACGGGGUGACCCACGGAGUCACCAAGCCUGCUGUCAACAACCAACAACAGGGUGUCGAUCCCAUGGACAAGGUUAAGCGGCCUAUGAACGCUUUUAUGGUCUGGUCUCGAGGUCAGAGGCGCAAGAUGGCACAGGAGAACCCCAAAAUGCACAACUCUGAAAUCAGUAAGCGUCUGGGCGCGGAAUGGAAGCUGCUUACCGACGCGGAGAAACGGCCCUUUAUCGACGAGGCCAAGAGACUUCGUGCCCUGCACAUGAAGGAGUACCCAGAUUACAAAUACAAGCCCCGUCGCAAGACGAAACCGGUUCUGAAGAAGGACAACCCGGCCGCUAAGUAUCCACUAUCAGCCGGCAACCUGUUGGCGGCGGCCGCUGCGCAAGGAUCGGGAGGCAGCCCGCGGAUGGAUAGCUACGGCUGGGGUCACACAGGUGGAUACGCUGGCAUGCAGACUGAUGCCCUAGGUUACAGUCAGCAGCUGCACCGCUAUGAUUUGUCUGCUCUGCAGUAUCCAUCCGCCAUGGCCACGGCGCAAACUUACAUGAAUGGCGCAAACUCCUACAACCCCAUGUCCUACAGCAGCACUCCACAGCAGCCCAGUCCGGUCAUGUCCAUGGUGAAACCAGACCAAGUGUCCCACUCUCCGACCGGAGCCCACCAGCGGGGUCCUUUACAAGGCGACCUAAGGGACAUGAUUAGCAUGUAUAUCCCUGGAGGGGACACCACAGAGAAUGGAGCACAGAGAGGUUACUCCAACAUCCAACAGCAUUACCUCACUGGUACAGCACCUCUCACUCACAUCUGAUCAAGAAACUGUCCUGUAUUUAGUCUGGAGGCUUGUGGGCUCACACGACUCGAUGUGCUGUAGUAAAUGCUUGAACAUUAACUUGAUAUGUAUAAAGGAUGAGGGUGUGUGGACACACGGUCGAACUGGAAGACCCAAGGCAGCUGGACUUGUCGAAGUGCCUGAAUAUUGUGUGGAGUGUGUGUGUGUGUUUGUGUGUCAUCCUAUGAUGUCAUUGCAUUUUUCUAAGGUCCAUGUGUUUGUUUUCUAUAUAACGUUUAGAUGGUCUUAACUGUGGCCUGGUGCACUAUUGUGGAACUGCGCAUAUAGUUGAGUAAAAACAUGGCACACUUUUUUCCUCUAACUGACUGGUCAUUGGUUUUAGCUCAUAACCAACGACUGGUUGACAAUUGCUUAUUUGCAUAGUUAAAACCUUAUGCCAGCUAGUUAAUAUCUCACCGAUUACUGACUUCAAAGGCAUGACUGUAAACAAUGAAAAAGGGAAGAAACCGAGCACACAUUCCCUUGGUCGCUGCUUCUAAACACCUCAAAACAAAUCAUCCAGAUUUUACUUUUAAGCUCUCAUACCAUAAAGACUUUGUAACAUUGUGCUGCUCAGCAUUGUUUAGGUAAUGCAAACAUUUUAAAUGCACAACGGUUUAGACAUUCUUGUUUUCUUUCCAACAUUAGUAUAGAUACAAUGUGCCCUGAGCUUCGACAGAUUUUUAAAAAAUGAAAACGAAAUAGAGAUCCUGUUUAGAGGGAUUUGACUGUAUUUUCUCUAUAAAAAAGAACAAUUAAUUCUCAACUCCUGUGAGAAAUAGAGCUUUGUGAAUAGAGGUGUCUUGUAAAAAGUGGGAGAGUCAAAACGUUUUGAAUAUUGUUCAUGAAAAAAUUAUGAGCUUUUAAAAAGACUGUGUUUGACUAAGAAUGUAUUGUUGUGAAAUGUUUCUUUUUCAUUUAAAGCCCUUAUAGUAAGGGUUAAUAAUCUUGUAUGUGACUCAACAACCUUGAUAGAAAAACAACAAAAAAUGUAAUAAAGUAUUUUAUUAUUUUU